Triplophysa rosa is the source of this 1452-nucleotide messenger RNA. RefSeq names its product CD151 molecule (gene cd151). Lineage: Eukaryota; Metazoa; Chordata; Actinopteri; Cypriniformes; Nemacheilidae. The transcript is spliced from 9 exons. Bases 123 to 902 code for a protein of 259 amino acids. Gene Ontology annotation, cellular component: membrane. The record is from RefSeq and is a predicted model, not a curated record.
CAGUGCCUACAACAAACACGAACAGGACAGAAGGAAACGGACACCUGGAAAAAACCUUACUGGAUUACAUCAUUAAACAAAUCACAUUGUUUUCAUCACAACCUUUCGAUUGUCUCAUAAGGAUGGCAGAUGUGGAAGGAAAAACGCAUACCUGUGGGACGAUAUGCCUCAAAUAUCUUCUGUUCGUCUUCAAUCUUUUCUUUUUGUUGGCAGGGGGCGCUGUGAUGGCGGUGGGAAUAUGGACUUUGGUGGAUAAAAGCGACUAUAUCAGCCUUCUGUCCUCCAGCACUUACAUGGUGGCAGCCUACAUCCUGAUCGGUGCAGGGGCCAUCGUCGUGGUUACAGGGAUGUUGGGCUGCUGCGCCACCAUCAGGGAACAAAGAGGUCUGCUGAUAGUGUUCUUCAUUUUGUUGCUGUUAAUCUUUUUACUGGAGAUCACAGCUGGAAUUUUGGCCUAUGUUUAUUAUCAGGAGUGUUUUCCUCUCUGCUACCAGCUGAACGCUGAACUGAGGGCCGAUCUGAAAGAGAGGAUGAUCCAAAACUACCAGCAGCCGGGUCAAGAGCAAAUCACCAGAGCCGUGGACAGACUCCAGCAAGAAUUCAAGUGUUGUGGUAGUAACAGCUCAGCUGAUUGGAGGGAAGGUGCUUGGAUACAGACAUAUGCUGACAGACGACUGGUGCCUGACAGCUGCUGUAAGACCCCCUCAGAGCGCUGCGGGGUCAGAGACCACCCAUCUAAUAUCUACAGAGUGGAGGGUGGUUGUAUAUCAAAACUAGAAGAGUUUUUACUUCAACAUCUGCUGAUCUUGGGCUCAGUGGGUCUUGGGAUUGCAUUUUUACAGAUUGUGGGGAUGAUAUUUACCUGCUGCCUGUUUCAAAGUCUGAAAGAAGAUUUAUACUGAACGAAGAGUUACAUGAGCUCUGUACCAACCAAAACACAUGCCUGUUACUGUAUACUUUUACCGUGUGUAUAUAUAUAUAUAUAUAUAUUAUGCAUCAUAAAUAUGUCAAAAUAUGUAAUGUGACAAUGAUGAGUCAAUAUGUUUUGGCUGCCGGACAGUCACUCUUGGAAUUAUUAAUGAAAACAUAGUUCAAACCCCAAUGUUCAAAAAGCAUCUACCCCUUGGCUGAAAGUGGUGUAUUUUUGCAAUAAAAUUAAUCAUUAGAAUUUUUUUUAUUGCUGGUGUCCCAUAAGAAACGAGUUUAAACCCUUCUACCAUAAUUAUUAUUGAUAAAAAAUAGUUUUACCUUUAAGUUUAGGUUUACUGUUUUAAAUACUUCAUAUUAUUACUAUUUUAAUUUUGAAGUUAUGCAUGUUUUGUGUAUGAAAGUUUUGUAAAUUAUUAAAACAUUUACAUUUAUUUAUUCGCAUGUGACUUUAGUGCCUGCCGUGUAACGUUACUGAAAUUACCAAAACGACAUUUGCCUGUAACAGAAAACGAUUAAUGAAAA